This is a messenger RNA of Ailuropoda melanoleuca (giant panda), 654 nucleotides long. RefSeq names its product 60S ribosomal protein L10a-like. Gene Ontology annotation, molecular function: RNA binding; structural constituent of ribosome. Gene Ontology annotation, cellular component: large ribosomal subunit. NCBI's taxonomy places the organism in Eukaryota, Metazoa, Chordata, Mammalia, Carnivora, Ursidae. The transcript has a single exon. Gene Ontology annotation, biological process: translation. The record is from RefSeq and is a predicted model, not a curated record. Bases 1 to 654 code for a protein of 217 amino acids.
AUGAGUAGCAAAGUCUCCCGCGACACCUUGUACGAAGGGGUGAAGGAGCUCCUUCAGGGGUCCAAUCAGAAACCACGCAAGUUCUUGGAAACUGUGGAGCUACAGAUCAGCCUGAAGAACUAUGACCCCCAGAAGGACAAGCGUUUCUCAGGCACAGUCAGGCUAAAGGCUUGCCCUCGCCCCAAGUUCUCCGUUUGUGUCCUGGGAGACCAGCAGCAUUGUGACGAGGCUAAGGCGGUCGACAUGCCCCACAUGGACAUUGAGGCUCUGAAGAAGCUUAACAAGAACAAAAAGAUGGUGAAGAAACUAGCAAAGAAAUAUGAUGCCUUCUUGGCCUCAGAGUCCUUGAUUAAGCAGAUUCCUCGUAUCCUUGGACCUGGUCUGAACAAGGCUGGAAAAUUCCCUUCGCUCUUGACCCAUAAUGAAAACAUGGUUGCCAAAGUUGAUGAAGUGAAGUCCACUAUCAAGUUUCAGAUGAAAAAGGUCCUCUGUCUUGCUGUUGCGGUUGGCCACGUGAAGAUGACGGACGAUGAGCUGGUGUACAACAUCCACCUUGCCAUUAAUUUCCUGGUGUCACUGCUGAAAAAGAACUGGCAGAACGUGCGUGCUCUUUACAUCAAGAGCACCAUGGGGAAACCCCAGCGCCUGUACUAA